AUGGCUCUUCCCAGAUCCAACUAUGACCCUCGUCGUGUCUGUUUAAAUCCUUUCCCCGAUCUUCACUUGGACAAAUACAAAAGAACUGUUGGAGUUUACAUCGCUGGAGCACUUUUUGCCAUUGCGAACUGGACAUUCUUAGACGCUGCUGUCUACUCCGCACACGCCCGUGUGCCAUGGGGUGAUGAGCCACCUGUGCACGUAACUUUCGUCGAUUGGGUGCCAGGGAUCUGUUCACUGUUGGGCUAUCUUGUCGUUAAUCUUAUCGACAAGGACCGUAUCAAAGGCGACGAGGGCUUUGGUGACUCGAGAGCCGUAUGGAGAGCGAGAUUAUUCCUGUUUAUUGGCUUUGCUCUGAUGGCUGGUGGCCUGGCUGGCAGUGUCACCAUCUUGGUACUGAAGUACGCUCUCAACGACUACGCAGAAAUGUUCAAGUACUAUGGUUACGCCAACGUCACCCAAAACAUCCUCCUCAUGCUCUCUGCUAUCGUCCUUUGGAUGGCUCAGAGUACGAACGGAGAAUACGAAUAUAAUCUGACGUUAUAA
Lentinula edodes (shiitake mushroom) is the source of this 546-nucleotide messenger RNA. RefSeq lists its product as uncharacterized. Gene Ontology annotation, cellular component: fungal-type vacuole membrane; Vps55/Vps68 complex. NCBI's taxonomy places the organism in Eukaryota, Fungi, Basidiomycota, Agaricomycetes, Agaricales, Omphalotaceae. The record is from RefSeq and is a predicted model, not a curated record. Gene Ontology annotation, biological process: protein targeting to vacuole; late endosome to vacuole transport via multivesicular body sorting pathway. The transcript has 3 exons. Bases 1 to 546 code for a protein of 181 amino acids.